GCUCGGGGGGCCGCAGCUCCUCCGGAAGCGGCCGCUCGAGGGACGAGCCGAGGAGGCACACCCUCGGUGGCGAUCAUCAACCCUCUCUUCAUCAUCAACAAUUCAACGCGGCGCAGCAGCUGCACCCCCUUCAUCCGCAUCAUUUGCCGCCACCACACGGCCAGUACGGCACUCCGCCCUCACGGCACACCACCAUGGAUCUCGAGAUGGGGACCAAGUCUCGCCAGAGAAAGUCGCCUCUUCCGCGCGGCUAUCCACCCCCUUCGACGAUGCUUUUCGAUGACGACCCGGGCAUCAUGUCCGAGGUGGAGACUUCUAGCACGGGAUUUCGGCGAGGGGGCAAGCAAAGAAGUAGCCUGCCCGUCGUACGAACGCCCAGCAAGACUUUGGAGCGACCACUAGGACUGGUGUUCCUGCAAUAUAGGAACGAGACGAAGAGAGCAUUACUGCCGAACGAGAUUACCAGUAUAGAUACCGUUAAAGCUCUUUUCGUCAGAAGCUUUCCGAAACAACUUACUAUGGAAUAUCUGGACAGUCCUCACGUAAAAGUUUACAUACACGAUAGCAACAAGGAUAUGUUCUAUGAACUCGAAGAUUUAAGAUCACACCUGAGAGAUAUUAGGGAUCGCAGUGUCCUAAGACUUUUCGAGAGUGCCGAUGGAGUGACGGGGAUGCCGGGGCCCUUGGGGGUGCCGGGUGGCGGCGGCGGUCUGCCUCCCCAUUGGGAAGAUCAGAGCUACUUCAGCGAACCGGAAUUCGACAGUGAAUAUCAGCAUCAGCACAUUCACAAGAGCAAGACGGCCAAGAACUCGACGUCCGGCAGUGGAUACUAUGUGGGUGGAAGCAGCACCCUACCGCGCGGUGGGCCUCUUCUAAGGGCGUACAGCCCAGCGGCGUCGAGCGUCGGUCCAAGCGCGACCCCGACGCAGCCCAAGACUCUCACCACACCAGAUGGUUGGAUAGGAGGUGUUGGCGGGGUGCCGCCGGCCAAGCCGCUUCGCAGCUACCAGUGUGGUAAGAGUCCCCUUGGAAGCCUCGGGGGCUCGGCGCGCUUCUCUAGAGACAGCUCGGUCUCCCUCUAUAGUAUACCAGAUCGGCUACAUGGAGAAAGCGGAUACAUGAGCAGCCCCGAGCGCGGCGGCGGAGUCGGUUCCGGAAGCGGAAGAUAUCCACCCGGACCUUACAGCGCCGGCAGCAGCUACGAGGAUCCGUAUUAUUCGCAAUACUCGGGGACUGUUACGCCUGUCAUCGACGAAGAAGCCAGCGAUACGGAGCUGUUGGAGGAAUCGUACAGCCUUUACGGCGUGAAACCACCGGGGCGUCCGCCGUCUGGUCCCCCGCGGUCCCCGUUUCCUCCGGGGGCGCCACCCUUGCCACCCGGCGGACAGGGCUACGACGCUACUCGGAUAAGAGUGGAGCACAUGGAAAGACAACUGGCCAAUCUAACCGGGCUCGUGCAGAAGGCACUGACACACGCGCCGCACACCAGCCCUUCGCCGCGAGAGUACUUGCAAGUCCCACCGGGACGUGAUCCUUACGCGAGAGCAGCAGUGUCUCAACCUGCCGUUACAGAUGACUCGUACUUAAGGACUGACGUUAAACCGCCAAAAUUAGGCAAAGACAAGUCGGUGUCGUUUGAAAAAUCAGUGUCCUUCAGUGACGAGCCACCAGAUAUGAACUCCCCCAAACAACAUUCCCCACAACAUGCAGCGGAUACAAAACCCACGAAACCGGCAAUCAAAUCCUCCACGUUGCCGAGGAUGUCGUCGCAAGAGAGAGACAGGCACAAGCCGACACCACCGCCGAAACCGGCCGCCCUGGUGGCUGGUCAGUACGUGUACAGGGAUUUAGCGCUCACACCGGAGAUGUACAAUCAGCUGAGAGGUCUGCAGAAGAAGGCGAAGGAUCUUAGGCAAGAAGUAAGAAAUUUGAGACGUAUGUCGCAAGCCCAGGCCCACACAGUGCGUGAGACCAUCAAAGACACGUUUAUCACGAUUAGGGCCAUGCUAUUAUCGGGAGGAGACGCAGUUUGGACGGCUGGGGACACGGAGAAGAUUCGACUGAGCCGCGAGGAAGAUCUCUACAAACAGGAAGUGAUAAGGCUGGAAAAAGAUCUCACCGAGCUCGAGAGCACCGUGGAGGAGCUUCGCGGUAACGUAAUCAAUAGAAAGACGCGUGUCAAUAUGUCGGAUGUGGAGAACAUGGCUUUGAUAUUGAGUAAAUCCAGCAAAACUGUGGCCGACCUGAAAGUUCGAUUCCCGAGUUUGCAAGAAGGUAUGAAAGGUCUGCUGAGCUCCGAAAUGGAAAAAGUGGUGCGAGAAGAGAAGUUUCUGAAGGAAGAACCCGAACGACUGGAGUCCGCAUUGAGACGUUGCAAGAAACUCACCGGCACCCUCGUGACGCUUAAACGCUUGGCGUCGGUGCAAGAGCAGCGAUUACCAAACGCAGCAAGUGUAGACGCCGAGGACACACCGCCUAUAACACCGACGACAGCACAGCAUUCCAAGGCAACUGCCCCUGUGCCAGCGGAACGCACUGUCGUGGGGUCAGCGGGCGUCCUCGGGGGAGGGGGCCACCCUCACGAGCCAUCCGCCGACCAUCAGCAGCGUCCGGAGAACGCACUCGACGCUCUGCUAGACGAGUUGCAGACCUUCUCCCGACCAAGCUCACAAAUGGGCCACGUGUCAAGCAGCCUGUCGGUGCAUCCAGGUUCGAACACGCUCCUGGCCGACAUCGGCCGCACCUCCAGUCUCCGAGAUACGCCGAGCGUCGUGGCGACCACCGGUGGCAGUGGACGCGCGCCCAACAUCAGCGAUAUCGGUCGAAAGGGCAGCGUGGAUUCCUCCAGCGGUACCUUGACCGCACCCACCGUCGGCCUGAUGGGCUUGCCCGGGAUGGCACCGGGCGGCACUCUACGUCGUCUGCAUUCAUAUCCCUCGAGCUCAGACACUGAUACCUCACCACCUAUCGCUAGGCUGCAGGCGCUGUCGUUGGACCAACAGGUAUUGCAGCAACAGCAGCAAACACAGCCAGGCAUGCCGGUGCUACCACAGAACUUUUUGCCCGGACAAAAGCCGCCAGUACCGGAACGGAACGCCGAGCUGCUGCAGCUGGCGACCGCCAGAAGAGUACCGCCGCCACCACCGCCGCGCACCAGUUCCCGAUCGCCUCUGGCAAGUCCUACCAGCCCGCAGUUGCCGCCCAGAAAUCAUCCGUGCAAUCUGCAGAGUGGCAACGCGACCUUGCGCCGACCCUCGCGCAACAACAGUCUCGUCGGCAAGGAGGGUAAGCCGCCGAUGGCUCUACCAUCGAAUGCAACUAUCCUGUCCACUGUGGACCAAGUCGCUGCGUCCUCGUUGGCCCCAACCGCGCCAGGUGUCGCCGGGCCGCAUAAUUCGUCAUCCUCGCAAUCUUCCGCGGUGUUGUCAACCAGUAACUCCAGCUCUUGUGAGAGCGUCAAUUCGCAGGAAGGACUGCAAAGCAAGCGCGGUCGCCAGGAACAACUGGAGCAACGACAUCAGGAGCUUCUCAGGAAACAGAAGGCUCUGCAGGAGCAGUACGCUCGGCUACAACAACUGCAAAGAAACGCGGCAGGUCUCACCACUGUACCACCAGCACCGCCUGAUCUCCUAAAGAAGACUGGUUCCGAGAGUAAUCUCCUGGCGAAGAUGGGCCUCGGCCUGAGUACGGCAAGUUCCGGAUCCCUCACCAGCCUCAGCAUUAAGCCUCAAAUCUCGCAGGAGAUCACGAUCGACGGUGGUAACCAAGUAGCCAAGGUUGAGAUCAUCAACGGACAAACGAUUCCAACGACCGGGACGGCGUCGACCAACGGCCAGGUCUCUGGUACCACGUCCACAACAGUGGUAUCGAGUACGACCACCGGAUCAGCUACCACCGUCACUACGUCCACCACGACCACCAGCAAGGUCUAUGAGACGGACAUUCUGUGACCGAGAAGCCGCUCGCUGAUCGGCUGCUCGACCGUCAAGGUUGCCACUGAAAUCGCGCUAGCGAGUUAACACGGCGAGGUCGCAAGACUGCUAUUUUUGGUCCUCGGACAACAAUCCCCAGGCAGAUUGUUCGUUAAAUGAGACGAGUAAGAAGAAGGGAACGAAAUACAAAACCGGAGAAAAUUGGAGUUCGACAACAAGGAAUUGCUAGAAUUAAGAAGACCAAAUUGGCUGGCGGAUAGGAAAGAACGCGAACCGAAGAACAGGAAGAAUGAAAGGUGGAGGAAGAUUGCUGCUUCCGGUAUUCUGAACGACGAGGACGUCGCCGUACGCGGGCGCUUGGAGCGUCUCUUGGAAAGUAGAGUACAGCGUAGGGAUUCAGCGCUAGAGACGCGAGUAAUAAUACCGCACUAAUCGUUAUGAUUAAAUAUAGUAUUAAUGAUUGAAAAAAAAAGAACGCGCGGCGCGAGGAAACCUUUCGAUACGCGGACGCGCGACGAAGCGUCGACGUCUACCUAGAAAACGAAAGAGAGAAGAAGAAAAGAAGAAAUAGAAACGCGACGCGAAUCUCGCAUCACGUAGCAUGUUCAAGGCGGGCAGGCGGGCUAUACCCCGGUUCUCGCGUCUUGCCAUCGGUCUCUCAAUCUUUAAUUCUCCAACUUUGAUUUCGGAAACGUGCCAAGUUCUCGACUUGGCUCGUACACGUCCCAGGUAGAGUUCUAAAAAAUCAGAAAUGUGACAUAAGAAGGGAUAAUCUGUUAUCUGCUAAAAAGUAUUAUAGUCUAAUUGGCUAUCAUAAUAAGGAACUAAAAUGGCACUGUGAUUACGUGAUUUAUAAAGCCAAUCAGUAUCCAUAUUAGGUGCCCAUAAAGAACUAAUAUGAUAGCAGCGAACUAAUUAGAUUAAUCGACCCAAUGUCAUUUCUCUGAUUUUCUAGAACUCUAGUCCCAGAUAACAAGCUGAUGUUAUUUGUUGUCAUUUUAAUGACAUUAGACAUUAGAAAAAUGACAUCAGCUUGUUACUUGGUAUCCACGCAUUCGUACCUCUCGCAACGUCUGUGUGCCAAAUAUUAGAACAAAAGAGGAAACGCAGUACUCGUGUACUUUUUUCUAAGAUAAUUAUACACCCAUAAUUAUCCGGCUAUUCGUUCUUUCUUCAUCAUAGUAGGGCGAGCGUAAGGUUCUACGUAGGUGAUCAUCGUAUAUAAAUAUUAUACAUAUAUACAUACGUAUUAUAUAUAUAAAUAUAUACAUACACGCGCUACACUACGCGCGGAUGGGAAGGAGAUUUAUAUGAAUAUAUACACGUAAGUGGAGAUAUAGGUAGGUAGAGCUAAGUACAUAAUAUAUAAAAUUGUAUAUUUCAUAUACAUGAAAUAUAUAACUCUGCAGUCGUACACAUAUACACGCCGCACACAAAGCUGCAGAACGAUUUCUUUUUUCGGAUGACGAUGAAGUGACACGUAUAGAAACGCGUUUGUACACGACGACGGUCCUAACGUGCACUGCAGACGUGACUUUUAUCAGAAAAAACUUGUUAGAGCAAUUGUCUACCGUAUGUGUAUAAAAUAUACACGCAUCCA
Messenger RNA from Atta colombica, 5532 nucleotides. RefSeq names its product coiled-coil domain-containing protein AGAP005037. The record is from RefSeq and is a predicted model, not a curated record. Gene Ontology annotation, cellular component: cytoplasm. Bases 195 to 3950 code for a protein of 1251 amino acids. NCBI's taxonomy places the organism in Eukaryota, Metazoa, Arthropoda, Insecta, Hymenoptera, Formicidae. The transcript has 19 exons.